AUGGCGAAAACGGCAAAAACGACUGCGAUCCGCACCGGCAAAGCUUCUCCUCCUCUCUUCUUCCGACAUGUUUCACCAGGGCCAGACGAUUCCACCUUGAAGUUUAGGCUUCUUCAUUUCUGGGAAGCUCGCAAGAAUGUCAAAGGAGGACCAGGGAUCCUUCUUGGGAUCGAGAUGCUUAUGAUCGAUGCGGAGGGUACUUUGGCUCAGGGGUUCAUCGGUCAGAACCGUCGCAACCAGUAUGAGAAAGAGCUCCAGCGUGGGAGCAUCUACACACUGACAAACUUCUAUGCAUCCAACAGCUCAGGGGAUGAAGAAGACAUUGAAGGCAUUUUGACAGAGCGCUUCAGGGUCCGUUCCUUUUCAGAAUUUGAAGCCAACUGCGAUCUCAGAGGGGAUCUUCACGAUGUUGUUGGCCACCUUAAGCUGGUUGAUGGCCAGGCUCUCCAUCAGCGUCCGAUUUUGUGCACCAAUGAUGACUCAGCUUCUCGGAAAGUGAUGGUCCAUUUGCAGCUUAAAGACGGUCCAGUGAUGAACGUCUAUCUAUGGGACGAGGCCGCUGAAAGUUUCCGCCUCAAGUUUGACGCAAGUGCAGCCACUCCAACUGUUCUAUUGGUCACAACGGUCAAUCCUAAGAAGCUCGGUGGGAAAUUGUGCCUAAGUUCAAUGUCCUCUUCAAGAGUGUUUUUGGAUGAAGAGGUUGACCCCACCAAUGAAUACUUGGCAUGGUUGACCACGAACCCUUCUGUAACUUCUUUGGUGAACCCUGUUGAGGUGGUCAAAGCUGAGACUCUCACAAUAGGUGAGAUUUCCGCCUUCCUCAAGCGUCAGCCUGCUCAGGUUGCCUACUUUGACUGCAUUGCCACAAUUGAUGAUUUCAAGCUUGGCACUGAGUGGUAUUACAUUGCUUGCAAGAAUUGCCAGACCAAGUUAAACCGUGGGCCGACAACAUUGCUUUGUCCAAAAUACGGGAAUGAAAAUGCUACUGCAGUAGCCAACUAUCGGGUGGAGAUGUCUGUCUAUGAUAAUGAUGAGCAGUGCACGUUCAUCAUUCUCGGAGAUGCUGGGAAAGAUCCCACAGGCAGGAAAGCAACAGAGUUGAUUGAUGCUUAUGUUCAGGAAAAUGGUGGAGAUGCGGUUGAGCUUGAAGUUCCACUGCCACAGUGUUUCAUUGAUACAAUAGGCCAGACAAAGAAAUUCAGGAUCAAGGUGGCUCACUACAACUUCACUUCUACCCGACUGUCCUUGACCGCUACCAAGAUAGUCUCACCAGCAGAGUUACCACCAAAGAAUCUCCCACUCAAGACGCCACCAGGAACUAAAGUGGAGAACACAGAGUUGGCUGAGAGUAGUGGUGGUGGUGCUUCAGCUAUUGACGACCAGAAGAAAGCAAAGCGUACCAAGCGUAGUGGCUAG
Molecule: messenger RNA, 1416 nt
Organism: Brassica napus (rape)
Lineage: Eukaryota; Viridiplantae; Streptophyta; Magnoliopsida; Brassicales; Brassicaceae
Exons: 10
Coding region: 1-1416 (471 amino acids)
Biological process (GO): DNA replication; DNA repair; DNA recombination
Cellular component (GO): nucleus
Molecular function (GO): DNA binding
Source: RefSeq, a predicted model, not a curated record